AUGGGCAACGGGGAAGCAGACAACACGAAAGCUAGUAGCGAAAUCCCCCUCCAGGACGUGGAGAAGCAACUGUCGUCGUCUUCCAUCCUCAACAACGAUGAUGUUCAAUCUCUCAGCUGGCACGACCUUCGUGUCACCGUCAAGGAUCGUACGACCGGCCAACCCCGUGAUAUUCUCCACGGUGCUUCUGGUCUUGUCCGUCCAGGCGAGAUGAUGGCUCUCAUGGGUGGAAGUGGUUCGGGCAAGACCACCCUGCUCAACACACUUGCUCAGCGYCAGACCGCAUCCGUCUCCGGAAAGGUGAUGAUCAACGGCGAGGAGUGCGGUCUUGAUGUUCAUCGCUCAGUCAGCUCCUUUGUGGAACAGGAAGAUACGCUCAUCGGCUCCCUCACCGUGGAGGAGACGCUGUGGUUCGCCGCCAGACUCGCUCUCUCAAGAAACGUCACCAAGUCGGAGGCGAAGAAUCGUGUUGCGAAGCUGAUUGAAUCUUUUGGAUUGGGGAAGCAACGUGACACGCUCAUCGGCACUCCAGUUCAAAAGGGAAUCUCUGGUGGACAGAAGCGACGAGUCAGCGUCGCCACUCAGCUCAUCACCGGCCCGAGAAUCUUGUAUCUCGAUGAACCAACGAGUGGACUGGACUCCGUCGCCAGCUACGAAGUCAUAAACUUCAUUCGCAACAUUGCCCGGGAGCAUGGAUUGAUCGUCAUUGCCAGCAUUCAUCAACCCUCCACCAAAACAUUUGAGCUGUUCUCAAAGGUGAUGCUCCUAUCUCAAGGUCACACUUGCUACAAUGGUACCGUCGCCGAAGUCGAACGCUUCUUUGAAAGCCUCAAAAUGCCCAUCAUCGGUCACAUAAAUCCGGCGGAACAUAUCCUAGACUUGACCAAUGUGGAUUUCUCCAAUUCACACAUGCAGGAUCAAGCGCGCCUGGACAACAUCUUCGAAGGCUGGACCAAGUCAGAGCACAAUCAACAGCUGGAGCACGACAUCAAAACACUAAGCGGCAAGCAACUUCACUCCAAUAGGCCGACACAAGGUCCAUCAAUGUCAGCUCAAAUCAUCACAUUGCUCCACAGAUCCUUCAUCAAGUCCUACAGGGAUAUAGUCACGUAUUGGAUUCGUCUCGCAAUGUACAUGGGUCUGGCAUUUAUGAUGGGUACGGUGUGGCUACGAUUGAACACCGACCAACAGAGCAUUCAGCCAUUCGUGAACGCAAUCUUCUUCGGCUCGGCCUUUAUGUCAUUCAUGGCCGUCGCAUACGUUCCUUCCUUUAUCGAGGACAGGGCCAUCUUCGUGAAGGAUCGCGCAAACGGCAUCUACGGGCCAACAGCAUUCCUCAUUUCCAACUUCCUGAUCGGCUUGCCAUAUCUUUUCAUGAUAUCCUUAUGUUUCUCCAUUGUGUCAUAUUGGCUCAUCAAUCUACGACCUACUGCCGGUGCUUUCUUCACCUGGGUCAUGUGGCUAUUUCUUGACCUACUCGCAGCAGAAUCGCUUGUCGUGCUGAUAUCAUCAAUCUUCCCCAUUUUCGUCGUGGCUCUCGCUCUGAUUGCUUUCAUCAACGGUCUCUGGAUGAGUGUCGGUGGUUUCCUCGUCUCAACGCCAAUCCUCAACGUCUUCUGGCGCUACGUCUUCCACUACAUCGACUACCAGGCCUACGUCUUUCAAGGAAUGAUGGUCAACGAAUUCAAGAAUCGAAGCUACGAUUGCGAAACACUCCCCAGUGGAGAUUGCCAAUGCAUGUACCCAAGCAGUCUUCAAUCUCAAUGCAAGAUUGCUGGCACCGCUGUACUGGACGAAUACGGAUACUCACUAGGGAAGGAGGGUCAGUGGGUCGGAAUCAUGAUUGUUAUUAUUGUUGUGUAUCGCCUUCUCGGUUGGGGCGUGACCUGGUACCGAAAGACAUGA
This is a messenger RNA of Ramularia collo-cygni, 1905 nucleotides long. RefSeq names its product probable transporter, ABC superfamily (Breast cancer resistance protein). The coding region runs from base 1 to 1905 and encodes 634 amino acids. The transcript has 6 exons. Gene Ontology annotation, cellular component: membrane. The record is from RefSeq and is a predicted model, not a curated record. Lineage: Eukaryota; Fungi; Ascomycota; Dothideomycetes; Mycosphaerellales; Mycosphaerellaceae. Gene Ontology annotation, molecular function: ATP hydrolysis activity; ABC-type transporter activity; ATP binding.